CUCGACCUGCCAUCAAGCCAGCUGUGGUCGUCAGUGGGAACGAGUUUGUUGACAGAAACGAGCCCAUUCGGCUCCAAUGUAACGCCACGGGCCCAAAGAUUCCCGAGGACAUUGAUUGGUUCAAAGACGGCACCAAAUUGGAUACUAGAGCCACCAAGAACCCAAACAUAAUUAUCACCAAGUAUAUGUCACUAGAGGAUCAGGUUUUCAUCAGUGAUCUGGUGAUAGAACACACGGACACCGACAACAGCGGAACGUACAUCUGUCGAAGCUCAGACCGGGAGAUUGACAGUAUCAAAGUCACUGUCUUAGUAG
Molecule: messenger RNA, 315 nt
Organism: Candidula unifasciata
Lineage: Eukaryota; Metazoa; Mollusca; Gastropoda; Stylommatophora; Geomitridae
Source: the annotation of a GenBank genome assembly